Abrus precatorius (Indian licorice) is the source of this 1023-nucleotide messenger RNA. RefSeq names its product polygalacturonase inhibitor 2-like. Lineage: Eukaryota; Viridiplantae; Streptophyta; Magnoliopsida; Fabales; Fabaceae. The transcript has a single exon. Gene Ontology annotation, molecular function: protein binding. The coding region runs from base 1 to 1023 and encodes 340 amino acids. The record is from RefSeq and is a predicted model, not a curated record.
AUGACAUCGGUGACCAUUUCCCGCACAUGCUUCCUAGUUGUAGUCCUCUGCACAACCAUUUUAGCCUCUUCACUCUCAGAAAAAUGCAACCCACAAGACAAAAAAGCACUCCUCCAAAUCAAGAAAGAGUUGGGCGACCCAAACACGUACGAUACAUGGGACCCAAACACGGACUGCUGCGGCAUCUGGUACGGCGUGGCGUGCGAUCCCAAAAACAACCACCGUGUGGACUACCUUUUCUUCACCGAGCUCAACCUGUCCAAACCCUAUCCCAUUCCUUCCGCAAUAGGUGACCUUCCUUACCUCGACAUGCUUCAAAUAAACCAAGUCCCCAACCUCACUGGUCCAAUCCCUCAAGCCCUCUCCAAGCUCACAAAACUUCAGUUCCUCACCAUCUCCCAAACCAACGUCUACGGCGAAAUUCCAGAGUUUUUGUCCCAGUUAAAGAACCUUUUCAACAUCGACCUCUCCUACAACAAACUUUCUGGCCAAAUCCCUUCCUCUCUCUCACGCCUUAGCAAGCUCGAGGGAAUCAGCUUAGACGGCAACACCCUCACCGGCUCAAUCCCUCCCUCCUUUGGUUACUUCUCCUACCAAAUGAGAUAUCUCACUCUCUCGCGUAACCAACUCUCUGGGACAAUCCCUGCGUCCUUGGGGAGACUGAACCUUCUCGGUGUUGACUUCUCUUGGAAUAUGCUACAAGGCGAUGCUUCCAUGCUUUUCGGGUCUAACAAAAGGACUAAUGAGAUAACGCUGUCGAGCAAUUCGCUGUCUUUUGAUAUUGGAAAAGUGGGAUUGCCUUCGAACUUGUGGACGCUGGAUAUAAACAACAAUCGCAUCUUUGGGAGGCUUCCUCGAGGAUUAACGGCGCUCCAGUUUUUGACGAAGCUUAAUGUGAGUCACAAUAGUCUUUAUGGUGAGAUUCCACAGGGUGGCACUUUGCAGGGAUUUGAUGUGUCUUGCUAUGCUCAUAACAAGGGCUUGUGUGGCUCUCCGCUUCCUAGCUGCAAGAAGGGAACCUAA